AUGGGUUUGCUGAUGGGGGUUGCACUGGCACCUGUGGCCAUAGCCGUGGCCAUCUUCCUGCUCCUGGUGGACCUGAUGCACAGGCGCCUACGCUGGACUAAACGCUACCCACCAGGCCCUAUGCCGUUGCCGGGGCUGGGCAACAUGCUGCAGGUGAACUUAGAUAACCUACCAUCCUCCAUCAGCCAGCUGCGGCGCCGCUUCGGGGACGUGUUCAGCCUGCAGCUGGGCUGGGCGCCGGUGGUCGUGCUCAACGGGCUGGCGGCCGUGCGCGAGGCGCUGGUGAGUCGGGGGGAGGACACCGCCGACCGAAUGCCAGUGCCCUUCUUUGAUCACGUGGGCUUCGGGCCGCGCUCCCAAGGAAUUAUCAAUGCGCGCUAUGGGCCCGCGUGGCGCGAGCAGCGGCGUUUCGCCGUGUCCACCCUGCGCAACUUCGGCCUGGGCAAGAAGUCUCUGGAGCAGUCGGUGACGGAGGAGGCCUCCUGCCUCUGUGCAGCCUUCGCUGAUCAAGCCGGCCGCCCCUUUAGUCCGAACGCCCUCCUGGACAGAGCGGUGAGCAACGUGAUCGCCUCCCUCACCAUCGGGCGCCGCUUCGACUACGACGACCCGCUCUUGCUCAAGCUCCUGGACCUAGUUGAGGCACAUCUGAAGGAGGAGAGCAGCAUCGUGUCCAUGGUGCUAGGUUUUGUCCUGGUGCUCCUUCGCAUCCCAGGGGUGGCUGGUAAAUACCUAUAUGGGAGGAGGAACUUCUUGGCCCAACUGGAUAAGCUGGUGACUGAGCACAGGAUAACGCGGGACCCGGCCCAGCCACCCCGAGACCUGAUUGACACCUUCCUGGAUGAGAUGGACAAGGCCAAGGGCAAUCCCGAGAGCAGCUUCAAUGCUGAGAACCUGCGCCUGGUGGUGUUUGACCUGUUCGCUGCUGGGAUGGUGACCACCUCCAUCACACUGUCCUGGGCCCUGCUGCUCAUGAUUCUGCAUCCGGAUGUGCAGCGCCGUGUCCAACAGGAGAUCGACAAAGUGGUAGGGCAGGCGCGGCCACCAGAGAUGGCUGACCAGGCCCGCAUGCCCUUCACCACCGCCGUGAUUCAUGAGGUGCAGCGCUUUGGGGACAUCAUCCCCCUAGGUGUACCCCACAUGACCACCCGUGACACUGAAGUGCAGGGUUUCCACAUUCCCAAGGGGACAAUGUUCUUCAUCAACCUCUCGUCAGUGCUGAAGGAUGAGACCAUCUGGGAGAAACCCUUUAGCUUCCACCCAGAACACUUUUUGGACGCCCAGGGCCACUUCGUGAACCAAGAGGCCUUCAUGCCUUUCUCAGCAGGCCGUCGCGUAUGCCUUGGGGAGCCCCUGGCCCGCAUGGAGCUCUUCCUCUUCUUCACCUGCCUCCUGCAGCGCUUCACCUUCUCGGUGCCUACUGGACAGCCCCGGCCCAGUGACCAAGGUGUCUAUCGCAUCAUUGUGGCCCCAUCCCCCUACCAGCUGUGUGCUGUGCCCCGAUAGAGACGCCAUAGGCCUCCAACCUGAUCCUCAGCUGUGACCCUGUUGUACAAUAAACCAGUCUAGUA
This is a messenger RNA of Carlito syrichta (Philippine tarsier), 1568 nucleotides long. RefSeq names its product cytochrome P450 2D17-like (gene CYP2D75). NCBI's taxonomy places the organism in Eukaryota, Metazoa, Chordata, Mammalia, Primates, Tarsiidae. The transcript is spliced from 9 exons. Gene Ontology annotation, cellular component: intracellular membrane-bounded organelle; cytoplasm. Gene Ontology annotation, molecular function: heme binding; iron ion binding; oxidoreductase activity, acting on paired donors, with incorporation or reduction of molecular oxygen, reduced flavin or flavoprotein as one donor, and incorporation of one atom of oxygen. Bases 1 to 1503 code for a protein of 500 amino acids. Gene Ontology annotation, biological process: xenobiotic metabolic process; arachidonate metabolic process. The record is from RefSeq and is a predicted model, not a curated record.